Molecule: messenger RNA, 105 nt
Organism: Melampsora larici-populina 98AG31
Lineage: Eukaryota; Fungi; Basidiomycota; Pucciniomycetes; Pucciniales; Melampsoraceae
Exons: 1
Coding region: 1-105 (34 amino acids)
Source: RefSeq, a predicted model, not a curated record
AUGAAUCUCAGCAUCAUUGCCACCAUCUUUGUGAUCUUUGUAUCAGUCAAUCAAUCUUUUGGUGCCAUGAUCCAUUUGGUGAGAGCAAGUUUCAAGACUUGCUAA